Messenger RNA from Penicillium lagena, 231 nucleotides. RefSeq names its product NADH:ubiquinone oxidoreductase subunit NDUFA3. The record is from RefSeq and is a predicted model, not a curated record. The transcript has 2 exons. Bases 1 to 231 code for a protein of 76 amino acids. Lineage: Eukaryota; Fungi; Ascomycota; Eurotiomycetes; Eurotiales; Aspergillaceae.
AUGUCGACCCCUCUAUUCUGGUCUACCCCGAUCCGCUACCUGCGCUGGGCCUCCCACGAGAAACCCGCCAUCUUCUAUUCUCUGCUGAUUGGAUCCAUGGGCCCCGUCGCGCUGGUGACUCUGCCUCCGCUCCGCCGGGCUCUCGGCGACGUGGACCCGGAGCCUAUCCCCUUGUCAUAUCCCAUUCCGAAGGGUCCGCGGGUUAUCCCCACGGGAUAUGAAGAUAAAUAA